Messenger RNA from Puntigrus tetrazona (Sumatra barb), 1365 nucleotides. Its product is annotated as lysine-specific demethylase 7B-like. Lineage: Eukaryota; Metazoa; Chordata; Actinopteri; Cypriniformes; Cyprinidae. Gene Ontology annotation, molecular function: histone demethylase activity; transcription coregulator activity. Gene Ontology annotation, biological process: regulation of transcription by RNA polymerase II; protein demethylation. The record is from RefSeq and is a predicted model, not a curated record. The coding region runs from base 1 to 1365 and encodes 454 amino acids. The transcript is spliced from 13 exons.
AUGGGCUACCACACACUGUUCAAGAAUGGCAUACUUUACGAGCGGCAUCUGCUGCAUCAUUCGGAUGGUUGUGAAAGAAUUAUAUUAGGAUACUUAUUUUGCGUUUUUGUUUUUUUUCUCAGUUGUGUUCAGGUAGUGGAGCACCAUGCUGCUGAUAUCGAUGUUUAUCACUGUCCCAACUGUGAGCCCAUCCAUGGACCCUCCAUGAUGAAAAAGCGCAACAACUGGCACAGGCAUGACUACACUGAGCCAAAUGAUGGCACACGCCCCGUUCAGGCAGGAACUGCUGUGUUUGUACAGCAACUCCAGGCCAGGAGCUUUGCCAGUGGCCAUGAGAUUCUGGUGCCAAUGCAGGGGAGCCAGGUGACCCAGCGCUACCUGGAGAGGGAGGGCUUCCAUUACCCCAUAGUGGUCCAUGACCUGGAUGGACUGGGGCUUAAACUGCCCCCUCCCUCGUUCUCUGUCAGUGAUGUGGAGCAUUAUGUGGGUGCAAAUAAAGUCAUCGACGUGAUUGAUGUCGCAAGACAGGCAGACAGCAAGCUCAAGCUGGGAGAAUUUGUGAAAUAUUACUACCAGCCUGAACGACCAAAAGUGUUGAAUCUCAUCAGCCUGGAGUUCUCUGAUACCAGGAUGGCCGACUUGGUGGAGGUUCCUGAAAUUGCGCGGAAGAUGUCCUGGGUGGAGAACUACUGGCCUGAUGACUCGUUCUUCCCCAAACCAUUUGUGCAGAAGUAUUGCCUCAUGGGAAUGAAAAAUAGUUACACGGACUUCCACAUCGAUUUUGGAGGAACUUCGGUGUGGUAUCAUGUCCUCUGGGGAGAGAAGAUUUUCUACUUGAUCAAGCCGACUAAGGCUAACCUUGCACUAUAUGAGUCCUGGAGCUCAUCACCAAAUCAGAGUGAAGUAUUCUUUGGGGAUAAAGUCGACAAGUGUUACAAAUGUGUGGUGAAGCAGGGAACUACAAUCUUCCUCCCCACUGGAUGGAUCCAUGCGGUUCUCACCUCUCAGGAUUGCAUGGCUUUUGGAGGAAACUUCCUCCACAACCUCAACAUAGGCAUGCAGCUCAGGUGCUAUGAGAUGGAGCGGCGACUAAAGACUCCAGACCUCUUUAAGUUUCCUUAUUUUGAAGCCAUUUGUUGGUAUGUAGCGAAGAAUCUGCUGGAAACUCUCAAAGAAUCCCGGGAAGAUAACUGCCUGCCUCCAGAAUACCUGAUCAAGGGAGUGAAAGCUUUGAUUACUGCACUGAGGAACUGGCUAAAGAGAGAGGUCACAGAGCCAGCCAGCGAGGUCCCUGACCAUAUCAGACCCAACCAUCUCAUUAAAAUGCUCACCAAGGAAAUCCAGUACCUUGAGAAAGGCAUUUAA